Messenger RNA from Striga asiatica, 1954 nucleotides. The record is from the annotation of a GenBank genome assembly. Lineage: Eukaryota; Viridiplantae; Streptophyta; Magnoliopsida; Lamiales; Orobanchaceae.
CUUAACUUCAACUCCAAAUAGCCCAAGAAAAUGUCUAGCCUUACACCACAAGUAGUUUUAGCUCUAUUAGUUGGCCUACUUGCUUUGAAUUCAUGCAGCGUUCAAUCGUUCGACUAUGGAGAUGCCCUCGACAAGACUUUAUUGUUCUUCGAGGCCCAAAGGUCCGGCAAACUACCCGUGACCCAACGUGUAAAGUGGCGUGGCGAUUCGGGCCUUCACGAUGGAUAUGCUCAAGGGGUGAACUUGGUCGGUGGAUACUAUGAUGCCGGUGACCACGUGAAAUUCGGGCUUCCGAUGGCUUUUACGGUCACAAUGUUAUCGUGGGCCGCUAUCGAUUUCAAGAAAGACUUAAUCAGUCUAAACCAAUUAGGACACACUCUUGAAGCAAUCAAAUGGGGCACUAAUUAUUUCAUAAAAGCAAAUCCUCAGCCUUAUGUCCUCUGGGCACAGGUGGGAGAUGGAGGGUCGGAUCAUUAUUGUUGGGAACGUGCGGAAGAUAUGACGACAUCAAGAACGGCUUACAAACUCGACCCAGAAAAUCCCGGGUCAGAUCUUGCCGGAGAAACUGCAGCCGCCUUAGCCGCAGCCUCGAUUGCUUUCGGGCCGUUCGAUUCUGCCUAUUCAAAUCUUCUACUAGUUCAUGCUAAACAGAUUUUCUCAUUUGCAGAUAGAUUCAGGGGACUCUUCAUCGACUCCAUAGGGAAUGCCAGGCAGUUCUAUACAUCUUCUGGUUAUAAUGUUUUGCUAGAUGGAGCUGGUGGACAAUACGCCUCCACACUAGAACAGUAUCGAGCCAAGGCCGAUUAUUUUACGUGCGCUUGUCUGCAAAAGAACGCUGGCUAUAACGUGCACUUGACUCCUGGUGGGCUUGUGUAUUUACAAGAAUGGAACAAUAUGCAAUACCCUGCCUCAGCUGCAUUUCUUCUUGCUGUCUACUCUGAUUAUCUGUACAAAUCCAAAAAUGUAGUCGUCAAAUGUCCAGAUGGUCAACUCCAAGCACAAGACCUCAUCAACUUUGCAAAAUCACAAGCUGAUUACAUUCUUGGAAAGAACCCAAAAUCGAUAAGCUAUUUGGUGGGUUAUGGACAAAACUAUCCAAUUCAUGUCCAUCAUAGAGGAGCUUCAAUCACAUCAAUUUCCCUUCUCCAAUCUUCGGUUGGUUGUGUCGAGGGAUUUGAGGUUUGGUACAAAAGGCCCAACCCCAAUCCAAAUGUAGUUUAUGGAGCAUUAGUCGGAGGCCCAAAUGCCAAUGAUGAGUUCUCGGAUGAUCGGUCUAAUUAUGAACAAACCGAGCCCACUUUAUCUGGCACUGCUCCCUUAGUUGGGCUUUUCGCAAGAUUGUACAGCCUGCCUGGAAAUUCUGCAGGUUCAAAUGGUCAUGGAUUGCCAAGACCUUCAACUCCUUACCACAAAUUACCACAAGGUCCAAAUGGUCAUGAAUUGCCAAAACCUUCAACUCCUUACCACAAACCACAAGUUGUCCCAGUUGAAUUCAUCCACACCAUAACCAACUCGUGGACCGUUGGCAAAGAAGGCUUUUAUCGGCACAAAGUCAUAAUCAAGAACGUCUCGAAUAAACCCAUUGUUGAGUUGAAGUUGUACUUAGAAAAUUUAAGUGGGUCACUUUGGGGUCUAAGCCCAACACAAGAGAAGAACACUUAUGAACUUCCUACAUGGCUUAAAGUGCUUGAGCCUGGCAAAGAAUGCACUUUUAUAUAUAUUCAAGGUGGUGCUCAAGCCAAAAUUUCGGUACAAAGCUACCAUUGAUCGAGAAAGAAAAAGAACGAUUUUAUUGGAUUUGAGCGAUAUAUAAGAUUUUUCGAAUUUGUGAUUUUGGUGUUUUUUUCUUUCUUUCUUUCCUUCUUUAUUUAGUUUCAUGUUUUUCUUGUAGAUUAUAUAUAAGUGAGACUUGGGAGAUAUAUAUAUAUACUAUUGUGAUCCUUGUAGUGUAAUG